AUGCAGGAGUUCAGCGCAGCAACACAAAUGACCAUCUGUAUCAUUAUUUUUGGCUUGCUCCUCGGCGGCAUCCUAUGCCUCGAGGAUUUGACCUUCCCUCCCCUCAAUAACUAUCAAAUCUCUCAAGCUGGUACUUGGGAACGCACUCCCUCCUGCCCUCCUACUCCCGGUAAUUUUGGUCGCGAACAUACACCUUCCGAAUAUAGCUUUUCUUCUAUUGGUGAACGUUCUCCGCCGGUUUCCCAGUCACGCCCCGGUAGACUACGGUUUCGUGAGGUUUUUGGUGUUGAUAAUGGAUCAGCAGACGGUGAACAUCCGUCUUAUGUCCCGUACGUAAUCGAGUGGAGAGUGACUUUAAACCAUCGAGUUUUGGUGAAAGACACGGAGCAGGACUUAUAUUCGACGCCCAGUUUAUACUGGCAGAAGAUCAAUCAGGAGGCUGAACGUCUGCUGCGUCAGAAAAUAAACCCUGACCGGCGUGUGAGACUUGAUGAUACUACGAUCGUGGUUUCUAUAAAUGAUCGCUCGCAGCGUGAUCUUACAAAGCGUUUUGAAAAGACUGAUAUCGACUGGACAGCUAUAAAUAAGCAGAUCUUUAUGUGGCAAGAUCUCCUUCAUCAGCCUAAAAAAAUGCUUACGGUCUCUAUCUCUAUUAAUUAUUUGGAAGACACCAACCCCCGAGCGAAAAAAACCGACAAAAGAGGAAUUUCCUCCGUAACCAACAGAAUGCUCCAUGACUUGGAUAAUCAGAUUGAUGCCGAAGGCUACUCCAGCCAACCUUCCAUUUGGCGAGAUGUAUAUCAAAAAAUGCGGUGCCCGGGGCCGCCCUGCCAGCAUGAGGGUCAGUACUGCUGGCAAGAUCCUGUGGGAAAAAAGCAUUACCGGCUCAGGACGCAUCAUUUGAGAACUCUCGUCAAGUAUGUCGAGCAAGGCGGUAUCUUAGAGAUUCAUGAUGAUAUUCCCGAUAAUGUGCGGGAGCAGCUGUAUGCAGAAGAGCGGCAACGCCUUCUUAAACAGAAUAAAUCUGCCAGCAGCCUCGCACCUGGCUCGACGCUUCCACAGAUAAAUAUCAAUGUCCUCCCAUCACAGCCAUCCCAAUUCGUGGCCUCUUCCUCUUGGGCGCCUGAAGGAGCUCCAAAUUCGGUUCAGGAUAAUUUAAAAGAAGUCCCUGAAUUUCUUGAGUCGGCGGUGGAAGAGUAUGCAACUUGGCAUCUGUCACGGGUUGGUACCGACAGUUACAAGGAAAAUAUCAGAAAAGCGCGCGAUAUUGCAUUGGAAAACUGUUUUGACAUUGCACAAAUCCGUGGGGAAAGCCCAGACUUCUUUGUUAGCCAGGGAGUGGCAAUAGGUGCGGCGCGUAGGUUUGUUGGUCACACUAGGCUCUGGCUGAAGGAAAGGGAGGAUGGGUCUGCUUCGGAUAUCUAUUAA
Aspergillus chevalieri is the source of this 1428-nucleotide messenger RNA. RefSeq lists its product as uncharacterized. NCBI's taxonomy places the organism in Eukaryota, Fungi, Ascomycota, Eurotiomycetes, Eurotiales, Aspergillaceae. The record is from RefSeq and is a predicted model, not a curated record. The transcript is spliced from 2 exons. Bases 1 to 1428 code for a protein of 475 amino acids.